Messenger RNA from Rubroshorea leprosula, 1458 nucleotides. Lineage: Eukaryota; Viridiplantae; Streptophyta; Magnoliopsida; Malvales; Dipterocarpaceae. The record is from the annotation of a GenBank genome assembly.
UAAGAACCAAAGAGAGAGCAAAAAUGUCCUCAAAAUUGUUGGUUUUGCUGCUCAUUUUCUCCCUCAAUCUCCGUGGCUGCCUUGUCCUGGCCUCAGAUCCUGACCCAUUACAAGAUUUUUGCAUUCCAAACCCUUUGUUUGGCUCCAUAAAAACUGCCCAUCUCAGCAUUCUCCCAUGCAAGAACUCCGACGAAGCAACCACCAAUGAUUUCGUCUUCUCUGGUCUGAAAUCUGCUGGGAAUUUCACUGACACAGGCCUGGCCACCAUCCCUGUGAAUCCAACAGUAUUUCCAGGGCUUAACACGUUAGGCAUGUCAUUUGUACGUGCUGACCUGAAGGUUGAUGGGAUCAAUCCACCUCAUUUUCACCCUAGAGCAACUGAAAUUGCAUAUGUCGUGCAAGGACGGAUUUAUGCUGGCUUUGUCGAUUCAGGUAAUCGGGUUUUUGCUCGGGUGAUUGAGCAAGGAGAGGUCAUGGUGUUUCCCCGGGGCUUGGUGCACUUCCUGAUGAACGUUGGAAAGACACCUGCUACAAUUUUUGGAAGUCUUAACAGCCAGAAUCCAGGAAAUCAGAAGAUCCCAUCUGCAGUUUUUGGCUCUGGCAUCAACGAAGAACUUUUACAGAAGGCUUUUGGCCUGAGUCUGAAGCAGAUUGGGACAAUGAAGAGAAGAUUCAAUCCCAAAACAUGAGGUAAAUCAUGGAAAGAUCAAUGGGAAGAUAUAUUAUGAGUUCUGUAGUCCUUGAUUACGUAAAAAUGUUUGAAAAGGUUCUGGCUUUGUGUGGUAGAAUGAAGUCAAGGCUGUGUAUGAUGUCUACUCUGUUUAACUUUAAACUCCAGUCUCUGUUUAUCUAUCUAGGAUGAAUUCUAAACUAAGUUUAUGUCGCCCGCUUGAUGAGAAAACAAAAGAACUGAGCAAAAAAGAAUGAGAAUGAAUGAAUGAAUGUGCUGUUAUGAUGGCGAGGGGCGAUAAAUAUUAAAGGGUCAAUGGCAAGUUCAGGCGUGCCAUCAUCAUACCAGAAGACAGCCCUACUUUGAUGUAAAAGCGAACGCGAGCCCCAUGCUAAUGUGUCAACAACCAUAAUUGUUCCUGAUUUGAUUUUCUCAAUCUCACGAAUAAGUACAAGAUUCAAGAAUAAAAUUAGUUGAUGGAGGGAGAGAAGAAGAUUUGGGGAUCAACUUGUAGCGAGAGAAGGGAUCCCUUCUUCUUUGAAUUGACUUGAACAACUCAUUCAAAAAAUUCAUCAUCUAUCUCUUAUUGAUGAGUCAUAAGACAAUUCAUGGUUCAGGUUCAGACGAUUAGAAAGAAUAAGAAGAAAUAAAAACCAAAUGCAUCUAAACAAGAAUUGAUAACUGGUAUGUGAUAUUUACAUGUCAAAGAGAUCAAACCAAAACAGUAAAUGCCAAUAAAAAAUAACCAAAGCUUUAAAUUUUGAGCUAAGUAAAAAUGAUAAUGAUAU